GGAACACUUGGUACCUUAUUUUAUAUUUUUCUCCCCCUUUUUAUUUUAUUUUAUUCUAUAAUUUCGACGUUACUUCAAUGAUCUGUUCUUCUUGAUGUCUUAUUUGUUUCCCUCUUUUGUUUUCAUUUUGUAAUUUUGAUUACAUAUUUGUUUUUAUUUAUUUAUCGUUCGUAUAUUCACUGUGUCUUUCCGAUGUAACGUCCUUAACCGUAGUCCUACUGGCGGUUGUGUUGGAUGGACGUGUUUUUGAACAGUUUUUCCGACCGAUAUCCAGAGACGGAUCACAUCUUUUCGCAAUUUAAUUUUAACAAAUCUAUGUGGAAAAGUUGUCCAGAUUUCAUCUGAUUUUCGCAAAGCGGACUAUUGUUGAUUACUUCACUUUCAGUUCGUAAUACAUGUUUUACGAGAUAACGGUGAAUGUCUGAUAGCGCCUUCGACACGUUGGAACUGUCCGUGGGUGUUAAAUUCCACUCGUUACACGACCACCGUACACGAUUCACAGCAACGCUUUUCCCCUGCAGACGCUAGAUCGGCCCGUACAAUAACAAUGUCAGCCAAGAAUGAAAAGAUCGGGAUUAUUGGAAGUCUUAUCGUCUAUUUCAGCGGCUUAAUCGGACGCAGCUGGGCGAUGCUCUUCACCAGCGUGGGGUACCAGGUGGUCAUUUACGAUAUUGUCCAGGAUCAAGUUAAGAGCGCACUGGAGGACAUCCGUCAGCAGUUGAAACGUCUCGAGAGUGAAGGUCUUCUCCGUGGUACACUUACGGCGGAUCAGCAAUUUAAUUUAAUAAAGGGAUCAUCCGAUGUAGCGGAAGCUGUAAAGGGAGCGAAGCUGGUCCAAGAAUGCGUGCCGGAAAAUCUCCAGUUGAAGCUGAAACUCUACAGCGACCUCGACAAGAUCGUCGACGACAAGGUGAUCUUGUCAUCUUCGACGUCCACGUUCCGUCCAUCUCUUUUCAGCGAAAAGCUGAAACACCGUGAACAAAUUAUCGUCUCUCACCCCGUACGUAUUUCCAAACUACUUAUAACACGGCAAAUGAUUUACACCUUUGCUACAAAUCCAGUUAGCAAAUUAAUAUUUUUAUAUAUGAAAAUUCACACUUACCUUACAUAUCCGAGACAUUCAAAAUUACUGUAAGAUUUGUAAGCUUUA
Molecule: messenger RNA, 1150 nt
Organism: Vollenhovia emeryi
Lineage: Eukaryota; Metazoa; Arthropoda; Insecta; Hymenoptera; Formicidae
Product: lambda-crystallin homolog
Exons: 5
Coding region: 548-1135 (195 amino acids)
Biological process (GO): fatty acid metabolic process
Molecular function (GO): oxidoreductase activity, acting on the CH-OH group of donors, NAD or NADP as acceptor; NAD+ binding
Source: RefSeq, a predicted model, not a curated record